Purpureocillium takamizusanense is the source of this 1034-nucleotide messenger RNA. RefSeq lists its product as uncharacterized. Lineage: Eukaryota; Fungi; Ascomycota; Sordariomycetes; Hypocreales; Ophiocordycipitaceae. The record is from RefSeq and is a predicted model, not a curated record. The coding region runs from base 129 to 968 and encodes 279 amino acids. The transcript has 2 exons.
GAAUUUUCGUCGUGCAUCGGCGUCACACGCCUAGUCUCUAUAUCCCCGCCCGGCCUCAAGCAUGGUACUCUGACGCGGAUGUUAAACGACACAAGCACUUCCAUCCUGACGAUAGGAAGGGCCCUACCAUGGACAUCCGAGGCCCUCCCGUACGAUACCCAUCUGCACCCAGCGUGAGCAUCUCGACGAGCGACGUUGUUCUGCUCCGAAGCCCCCCGUCACCAGUGUCGGCAGGGAGCGACUCGACGACACUAAGAAACCCGUCCGACUGCGACCCCCCGAGUCCUCGACAGCCACCGGCUUACGGAGCUGAAGGCGCGCCGCCGCAGUACCAGGAGGAGCUUGUAUCGGGGGCAAAAAGCAAGGCAAAGCGGCGGAAGACGUUGCUAGUCCGGCUUCUCACAUCGAUCUUCAUCACAGUCCUUGUAUCGCUCAUCGUCGCGGCGGUGGUGGGAAGGAUACAUGACAGACAAAACAACAACGACGAUGCCGCGCAAAACACGUCAUCGACAGCGACGCAAAGCGUCGCACGAUUCACCAUGUCGAGCGAUCCGACGACCUUGCCAGAGUCGGCGAUGCCUUUGAGCACAACUGCGGCUGCGACGGCGGCCCCGACCACGUUUUCCACAGUGACGACGACGCGCAGCGUGGCAGCUCCAAAUCCGACGUUGCCUCCUCUGACGACAGUCGACUGUGCGUCCCUGGCUCGCCUGAGUGGCGCGACACCCGUAACAAGCAUCCAACAGACGCCCACAGCGCGAGAUCGCAAGAUACAAGUCACCGAGGCCGCACAGCCUAGCGACGAUGGAUCCGAAAUGACGGGGGUGUCUAUAUACGAGUACGGCGGGUGCCUCUGGGCAAAGGCUUCGUACAAGUUUGGUGUUGGAGACAGUCUGGCGUACCGGUGCACCGUGGCUUGUCCUCCAGAGAAACGUGAUGGACAGGGGGCGAGCGGAGUGGAAUUUUAAUGACGACUGGCAUCUAGUAUAAGGCGAUUAUGACACGAUACACGUGCCUGUAGGCUAUAUAAAGGC